Molecule: messenger RNA, 6227 nt
Organism: Monodelphis domestica (gray short-tailed opossum)
Lineage: Eukaryota; Metazoa; Chordata; Mammalia; Didelphimorphia; Didelphidae
Gene: KIF3A
Product: kinesin family member 3A
Biological process (GO): microtubule-based movement
Molecular function (GO): microtubule motor activity; ATP binding; microtubule binding
Source: RefSeq, a predicted model, not a curated record
ACGCUGCAUCCCAGCGCAGGCUGACUGACACACAGGGCGGCCCUCGUGGCCCCGCCCCCCCCACGCACGUGUGUACGCGUCGGGGACCCCGCCCACCCGGCCUAAGUCCAGCACCCACCAGGUGGCGGCAAAGACGCACAGCGGUGCGGGUGCGGGGACCGGACGACCAGAGCGUCCUAGGAGACCAGCCCUCUAGGCAGAGUCUUAGGGAAGAGGGUAGCCCUUCAUUUUGCAUUUUUAUUUGUCGAGAGAAGGAAGGAUUAAGAAGGAGAGUGAGAGAGGGAAAGAAAGAACCGGGUGCGCAGGUGCAUCCUAAGGAACGUGGGAAGAAGGCGGUCUGGAGGGGAGGAGGAAGCCCAGACUGCGCACGCGCGACGGGUCCGCCGCCGCCUCUCCUCGGAGCCUCUGGCCUGACUGUGGAGGGAGGAGCGCCUGGGACCAGACUCAGCCGGGGAUCUCGAGGUCUCGCUCAGCUGCGUGUAGGGGUGAGGGAACUGGCCACCCCUCGCGGGGCAGCGGUGGCCAAGAUGCCGAUCAACAAAUCAGAGAAGCCUGAAAGUUGCGACAAUGUCAAAGUUGUUGUUCGAUGUCGACCCUUCAACGAGAGAGAAAAAGCAAUGUGCUACAAAUUGUCUGUUAAUGUGGAUGAGAUGAGAGGAACUAUUACUGUGCACAAAACAGAUUCUUCCAACGAACCUCCAAAGACAUUUACAUUUGACACAGUUUUUGGACCAGAUAGUAAACAACUUGAUGUUUACAACCUAACAGCAAGACCCAUUAUUGAUUCUGUGCUAGAAGGCUACAAUGGUACUAUAUUUGCAUAUGGACAGACUGGAACUGGCAAAACAUUUACCAUGGAAGGUGUACGAGCUGUACCUGAACUUAGAGGAAUUAUCCCAAAUUCAUUUGCUCAUAUAUUUGGUCAUAUUGCAAAAGCAGAGGGGGAUACAAGGUUUUUGGUUCGAGUAUCUUAUUUGGAAAUUUAUAAUGAAGAAGUGCGUGACCUUCUAGGAAAGGAUCAGACACAAAGAUUAGAGGUUAAAGAAAGACCUGAUGUAGGAGUUUACAUCAAAGAUCUGUCAGCUUAUGUGGUAAAUAAUGCAGAUGAUAUGGAUAGAAUUAUGACAUUAGGCCACAAAAAUCGUUCUGUUGGGGCAACUAAUAUGAAUGAACACAGUUCCCGUUCCCAUGCUAUAUUUACAAUUACUAUUGAAUGUAGUGAAAAGGGUAUUGAUGGAAAUAUGCAUGUUCGGAUGGGCAAAUUACACCUUGUAGAUCUUGCUGGUUCAGAAAGACAGGCAAAAACUGGAGCUACUGGACAACGACUGAAAGAAGCAACGAAAAUUAACCUUUCACUUUCCACUCUGGGUAAUGUAAUUUCUGCCUUGGUUGAUGGGAAAAGCACUCAUGUACCAUAUCGAAAUUCAAAAUUGACUCGCCUUCUUCAGGACUCCUUAGGAGGAAACUCAAAAACCAUGAUGUGUGCAAAUAUUGGGCCUGCAGACUACAAUUAUGAUGAGACUAUCAGUACAUUGCGAUAUGCUAACCGUGCUAAAAAUAUUAAGAAUAAAGCUAGAAUUAAUGAAGAUCCAAAGGAUGCUUUGCUUCGGCAGUUUCAGAAAGAAAUAGAAGAACUCAAAAAAAAGCUUGAAGAAGGGGAAGAGAUUUCAGGCUCUGAUGUCAGUGGAUCAGAAGAUGAUCAAGAUCAAGAGGCUGAGGCUGGAGAACAUGGAGAAAAAAGGAAAAAGAAAAAGGAUCAAGCAGGUAAAAAGAAGGUUUCUCCAGAUAAGAUGGUUGAAAUGCAAGCAAAAAUUGAUGAGGAAAGGAAAGCACUUGAAACCAAACUUGAUAUGGAAGAAGAAGAAAGAAAUAAAGCCAGAGCUGAACUGGAAAAAAGGGAGAAGGACCUUCUUAAAGCCCAACAAGAGCAUCAGUCACUUUUGGAAAAACUAUCUGCACUGGAAAAGAAGGUAAUUGUUGGUGGUGUUGACUUGUUGGCUAAAGCUGAGGAGCAAGAGAAACUUCUAGAGGAAUCUAACAUGGAACUAGAAGAAAGAAGGAAAAGAGCAGAACAACUUCGAAGAGAGCUUGAGGAAAAAGAGCAAGAACGCCUGGAUAUUGAAGAGAAAUAUACUAGUUUACAGGAAGAAGCUCAGGGAAAGACCAAGAAGUUGAAGAAAGUUUGGACCAUGCUAAUGGCUGCAAAGUCAGAGAUGGCAGAUCUUCAACAAGAACAUCAGAGGGAAAUUGAAGGCCUUCUGGAAAACAUUAGACAGCUCAGCAGAGAACUUCGCCUUCAGAUGCUUAUUAUUGACAACUUUAUUCCUCAGGAUUAUCAGGAAAUGAUUGAAAAUUAUGUUCAUUGGAAUGAAGACAUUGGAGAAUGGCAAUUAAAAUGUGUUGCCUACACAGGAAAUAAUAUGAGAAAGCAGACUCCAGUACCUGAUAAAAAGGAAAAAGAUCCUUUUGAAGUAGACCUUUCCCAUGUGUAUUUAGCUUAUACUGAGGAAAGCCUCAGACAAUCUUUGAUGAAAUUAGAGAGGCCACGCACUUCAAAGGGAAAGUCAAGGCCAAAAACUGGAAGAAGAAAGCGGUCUGUGAAGCCUGAAACUGUAAUUGAUUCUUUGCUUCAAUAAAUGUUUACAUCUGAAACAACAAUAAAAUGAGCGUAUGUUCUGAUGGUUGGCCGAGCUAUUUAGUUUACCUGAGAACAUUGAGGAUUUUUCUGUAAUUUGAUGCAACCAGGGUUAUAAAAUAAUGCCUUACUCUGGAGUAAGAAUUAGAAAUGAUCUUUUGCCCAAACACUAUUAUGCUGUAUAUGUUAUAUUAACAUAACAUGUUCAAACAAUAUAACUAAUAGUUGAUAAAUUGUUGUAAUGUGCACUACUACUAUUUGUUUUGUGCAGGAAAAUUUGAAAGACCAUAUUGCACAGAGUGACAGUGUUAGAUGUAUAUGUAAAGUCACAAGCUCUUUUAUUUACUCAAUACCUUCAUAGAGAGAACCUGAAUUUUAAGACAUGAGAAAAGCUAAAUGUCAUGUCAUGCCUUGCACAUAGAAACUGGCAGCUUCAAGUGUCCUGUGUUGUACUGUUGUGUUUGAAUGUGGUAACUUUUAUGAUAUGGCUCUUGUCUGAACUCUGAGUCACCCUCCUUCACUAUUUAAAUACUUGCUCAUUACAACAGUAGUUUUUGCUGUAGUUAACAUAUGAAAUGAAGAAGCUCAUCUAAGGAAAACACAACAUGCAUCUUUAUUAUAUACCAAUAAAUAACAUACACUGACAAUGUACCCCUUCUGCUUUUCUGAUCUUCCCACAUCUCCAUUGCUUACUACUAAUUUAAAUUCAACUGAGAUAUACAUUUUUGUUUGGGCUUAUAUAGGUAGCAAAGCCUGUGGAUUUAUCUUUUCAGUGAAUUGUCACCAAUUUAAGGAUGUCAUGCUUUUUGCAACAAAUAACCACAGUUAGAGAAAUUAUGGGACAUCAAAUAAGUUACUAAUUUAAGUGGUUAUAUUGUUUUGUGCUGAGAUCCUUGAUGUAUGAGCUAGUGAACUGAUUGCAUCUAAGUUUUUAUUUUGUUUUAAUUACUCUAUAUUUUGCCUGAAAGAGGAACUCUUACUCUUCAGAAAACCCAACACACUUAAGGAAUAAGCAAAUACAGCAGAUCAACAGUUGACAAUAGAAAUCUCUUAAGAACUUUGCAGAUCCAGUUGGUGUUGCCUUUGAGAAAGAAACCAAACAACAGAGCUUCCCAGGAAAAUGUUUAGGGGAUACUGAAGCCCAUUCUUCAAGCCGAAGACUUUCAUUUCCCUUCUUCAGAUUUUCUGUGCUUUGGAAGCAUGGAAUAUACAUACAUUUUUAUCUUUUCUCACUUAGUCAUUUGAGUGAUGUCAUCUUAUUUAAAGUUGGGUUUUUUUUUUUGUUGUUGUUGUUAUAACUUUUAAAAUGUACAAGGUACUUUAUUAGAAACUCUUUAUUCCUCUAGUGGUUAGUCAGCUACUUACAAAACCUGACAGUUGUUUUUUUUUUAACAUUGCACUUCUAUUAAAUCCCUAGUAUUUUAAAAUUUUCUGUGGCUUUUUAGACUUAAAAUAUUGUUAGCUAGUGCUAAACCACCUUGGUUUCAAAUGUUUUAAGUCUUCAAAAACCAGUAUUUAUUAACAACAUAAUUUCAGUAAGUAUUUUAAAUGUAUUCAUUUAUUAUUUUUGAGACUAACUUCAGGGGUGAAAAAUUGGUGCACUACCUCAAAGAAGGAAAAGCACUGAGGUCCUGUAUGUGAUGAGUAUAAUCUGUGUUUUCUGGGCAGUGUGUGAGAGGUUUUAAAAUCUGUAAUGCUUUCUUCAUGCGAGAUAUGACUAAAAUACUGUGAAGACUAAUUGAAUUUGUGUUCUGAAAAAUUGUGUCAGUAAGAUUCUUUGAAAGUUGACAAAUGUUUGUCAGAUGCCUAUUGAGCCUUGGAGGCCCUGGAAGGCCCAGUGACUCUGAAGAAUCAAAGGGUGUGGGUUCAAAGCCCAGGCUUGGAACUAAUCAACUGUGUGACCUUGAGCAAAUCCUUCCAGCUCUAACUCUAAAGUCAGGUGAACUCUUCAGAGAAAUCUUUCUUGUCCAAUGGAAUAGUAGUUAAUAUUUUUCUCUUAGGAAUAGACUUUUUCAGCCUCUAAAUCUGUGGAAAAAAUAGUUUGCUUUAAUAAGGGAAGUAUCCUUGCUUUUACUAGAAUAAAUACGAUAGCUUACAUUUUUAAAGUGCUUUAACAUUCCCACUUUCCAUAUGUUACCAUUUGGUCUUCAACAAUCUUGUGAGGUAGGCAGUGUAUUUAUUAUUAUUCCCAUUUUACAGAUGAAAAAUUUGAGACUUAAGAGGUAUAUAGUUUUUUGCCUGUCACACAGUAUCAGGAUUUGAAUCCAAGCCUCCUGACUCACAAUAUAUCAUUCUUUUCAUAAACUUGUAAUAGAAUUACUUCCUAUGUUGUGUCCCUCUCAAAGUACAACUUAAAUCCAUAAAAUAAAAAAAAAUAUAUAAUAUUUUUGGUGAUUAAGAAAAAUUAAAGUGUUUAUACUAGAGCUGUUUGUGCUAGAUAACCAUUAUAUUUUUUAGUUUCACAAGACAUUGACAUAAAAUUUAUCAACCAGGCAUAUUUGAAGCAAGGGAAGUACUGAUUUUAGGGCCAUUUGAUAGUUAAGAUUAAAGCUCAGAAUUAUUAUUCUAAAAUAAAAUGAACUCUUACGAUUCACUAUAUUUAAAAAUCCACAGGCUGAGUUCGUAGUGACUUCAGUGAUAAUCCAUGAAAGUGCACAACAAAUAAACAUUCUUAAAAUGAGUGGACAUCCACAUUUAGGUAAACUUGUUCUAAAAUACAGAUUGAUUAGGCUCUCAAGUGGCUAUGUCUUCUAUUCUUUGACUUAAAAAGUAAUAAUUACUUAUUAAAAGAACAUUAACAUUGAUAGGGCUGGAAGUUAUUAGUAUGUACUUUGUGAUUUCAUAACCUUUCUUAGGUAUUAAAAUACAGUGGCAUUCUCCAUACCAUAUGUAAUUUUCCAUAGAAUUAAUUGCUAGUUAACUAAGACUCUUCUGACUAUAUACAGAAGAUAUAUAUUUUCCCCAUAAUUACAGUUGUUAGUUGGCAUGUUUGUCAAAACAUUUUUUGGGAAGAAAUAAUUUUUUGUCUUUUUAUUUCUCUAAUAAAAAAAGUUUGAUACUUUAAAAAUUAGUUCAAUUAAAGCCCUUUUAGCCUUGGAUGCUUUACUUUUUCUAUGAUCCAUUUUAUCUGUAACACUCAUUUUAAUUUUAGUAUUUAUUAUGCCCUAUCUUUUUUCUUUUGCUUUAUAAUUUAUUUUUAAUAACUUAUUUUUCUCUUGAAAUCAUAUCCUAGGAAAUUUCCCCCAAGGAUAAAGUUUAAGAAAUGUCCCAUUAGAACUUAUUGGUGUUUGGUCAAGUUUUAAUGUAUGUUUAUGCUUUAAUGUUCCUGGUCCUAAAAAUGCUAGAAAAUAUAUCUCCCUUAGUGCCUUUGAUGAAUUUACACUGUAGUCAAAACAUUUAAAAUUUUAGCAACAGUGCUGUGUAUGAGCCCUAAAUAUAAGUUGUACAGUUAGCUUCAUUUGUAUUAUUUCAUUAAUUUUGAAAGUAAUAUUUGUUGAAUUUUUAUGUAAAAAUUUAUUUAUGUUGUAAAUAUCAGUAUUGUAUGUAUACAUGUAGCAUGUUCAUUCUGAUGAAUAAAAAUCUAAACUGUUAA